UACAGGAAGUCAGAAAAUGAUCAGUUUUCUUAACGGGUUAUAAUGUCGCAUUCAUCUCAGCUUCUGUAAUCGGCAUGUGUCAGGAGAUAUUUUUGUAAACAUCAAGUGAUUCAUUACUUCCACUGCGCAUUUUGUGUUUGACAGAACUAACAGUAUAACCACUGACGAUGGGGGAGGUGGAGUUAUCCUGCCUGGCCUAUGUGAAGAUGUAUCUACACGCUUGCUUGUUUCCACGGUGCAGCGUGAACGGCCUGCUGUUAUCAUCCAAUCCAGCAGGGGGUGGUGUGUGUGUUACAGAUUGUGUACCUCUGCUACACUCUCACCUGCCCCUAGCACCCAUCACCCAGGUUGCCCUCACACAGGUGGAUGUUUGGUGUGCACAGACACAGCAGAGGAUUGUGGGAUACUAUCAAGCCAAUGCGUGCAUAUCAGAUAGCAGUCCAACACCCUGUGCCUUGAAGAUCGCAGAUAAGAUCGCUGAGCAGUGUAGUGGAGCAGUGCUUCUUAUGAUUGAUGGUGCCAAAAUGUCUCCAGGAUACCGGGUACCUCCAAUAGUGAUGUAUGAGCGCAAAGACUCCCGCUGGUUACUGAAAGACAAACACACGGUAAUGCUAAGACAGUGGGAAGAAACACGUUCAAUAGCCAACCAGCUGCUGGACUCUGGAGAUCACACACUUUUGGUGGAUUUUGAUAGCCAUUUGGAUGAUAUAACAAAGGACUGGACCAAUCAAAAACUGAAUGCCAAAAUAGCAGAACUAGCAUCUCCCGUCAAUGGGAAUGUGUGAUUUUAUGUACAGGUGUAUAGGUAUGGGUGUAGAAAUGGACAUUAAAUAAACCUUAUGAAAAACUAA
Molecule: messenger RNA, 851 nt
Organism: Sardina pilchardus (European sardine)
Lineage: Eukaryota; Metazoa; Chordata; Actinopteri; Clupeiformes; Clupeidae
Gene: emc9
Product: ER membrane protein complex subunit 9
Exons: 6
Coding region: 168-785 (205 amino acids)
Cellular component (GO): EMC complex
Source: RefSeq, a predicted model, not a curated record